UUUGACAGAACAUGGCAAGUGGCAACGGCACUUCGAAAUCCUUAAUUUAACUCAUUGCGGUAUUUAAUAACGCUUGAAGUUUAUUGUAGUAUUUCAAUAAAAUGAUGUAAAUAUUAAGUAAUAGUCUAAACUAUUUGUAAGUGUUAGUUGGAUUACAUUGCUAGAAUUUAUAAUAUAAGCAAAAAUGGAUCUUCAUCGACCGGUCGACGGUAACAAGUCGUAUGAAGAAAUGACGUCGGAAGAAAAAUUAAGAUAUGACCAUCAGAAAUUGCACGAGAUGCACAAGGGUCACGACUCGAUGCAUAUGACAAUGGUCAUUAUCCUUAUUGUGACGCUAAUCGUGGCUCACUUAGUAGUAUCUGAAUGGAAGAAUUUACAUUACAGAUCGUAUGCACUAUUUACGAUGGUUGCGAUGUGGUCGAUACCGCUGGUGAUGAGCAUCAGUAACCACUGGACGAGAUUCAUUGUGGUGUGGACGGUGUUCACACUGCUGACCGCCGUCGUCAUGUGGAAGUCAUCGCAGAAGCCCAUGUCUGUCACUACACCAAGAUUGGUGUACAAAUGGUUCUACCUCAUAUACAAAGUGAGCUGCUUCUUCGGUGUGUUCGGCUACAUAGUUAUGAUGAUGACCUUCAUGAACAUUAACUCUAUAUUCAAUCACAAGCCGCAAGUAUGGAUGGACGUUGGUCUAGUGUCACUGUUCUACGGACUGUACUUCGGGGUGCUGGGCCGAGACGUUGCCGAAUAUUGUACUGAUAAAAUGGCCGCUUCUAUAGGGUAUUACACAAAAGAAGGGAUGCCGACUCGACACUUAGAGAGCAAUGUGUGUGCUGUCUGUGGCAAUAAGUUAUUGGUUGAUGUUAAUGAGGAAGGCGUUUUAGAAAAUACAUAUAAACUGACCUGUAGUCAUGUUUUCCACGAGUUCUGUAUCCGAGGCUGGUGCAUCGUCGGCAAGAAGCAGACCUGUCCGUACUGCAAGGAGAAGGUGGAUCUCAAGAGAAUGUUUACUAAUCCUUGGGACCGACCACAUAUUCUCUAUGGACAACUGCUAGAUUGGAUCAGAUGGGUGAUUGCCUGGCAACCGCUGGUGCUCUUCCUUGCUCAAGGCAUCAACUGGCUCUUUGGACUUGAAUAACACGGCAUAUCACAAGUAUUUAUUCGCUAUGUGGACACUUAGAUGUUCUUGUAUUCGAAUGUGUGGUGGGAUUUUGAAAAGACGGUAGGUAGCCUUACCGUCCGUUGAGCUACCAGCUCCUUAAAGUGUUUGUCUGUGACAUACUAUACGAUGUAUGACCAAAAUAGUACUGGCAGGUAUUUAAUUAAUUCUUGACAUAAUUGUGACAUCAUUUUACCUCAAUACAUUUUUUUUAAUUUCGGUGUUGUUAUAUUUUUAUGUUCGAAGUGAUUUCUCGUCAGAUACAUAGUAUCGAUAAUUAUUAUCGAAACGAUCAAUCUUGCCUCGAAGUGUAUAAAUAAUUGUAAAUACACUUUAAAAAUUAAUUUCGAUUCUCACGGAUUUAAAUGAAACAAAUUAUUUGUAUUUUAUUCGCUUGUAAAGUUGUGAUUCUUAUGUAGUAUUACUGGUGUUAAGGCUUAGUGCCCGUCUGGCUGGGGAGCACUCACUAAUCAGUUAUUCUUAAUAAAUUGAUUAUAUUUUCCUGCCGAAAAACGUUCUCUGUACCAUAUGCAAGUGGAAAACAGGGGUUACAAUCAGGGAUCAAAUAUUGAUAACAGGGAUUCACAGCCGGGGUUGAACCGGGGUCUGACUCCGAUAAACUACCACUAAUCCUGGAUUUUGUUUUUUAUCCAGACGUUCUGGGUUACACUGAGCUUUACCACAAGAUAAUUGGUAUAAAUUGUAUAAAAUGUAAAUAUUUUCUAAUAUCUUCCAAUAAUGUUUUCAAAAUGUUUUCAAGCAACUAUUUAACGUUCGUCUCUCGAAAUAUAAAAAAAAAAAAUGUUUGUUAUUAUAUUUCUUUAAAAUUACGUUAAUAUUAUUUUUAUAUACAAUUAUUUUGGCAUAGACAACUUUUGCAUAGCUUUGGAUUAUAAAGCGUUUAUGAUCAAAUACACUUGUUUCACCGAGCGAAGCGAAUUGAUUACGCAAACACAAGAUUUGUCUGAUAUGAAUUUAUUUAUAGCAUUGCAGAUAAAUAAAUCGUUAUUUAUUUCCUUAAUUAUUCCUUUAAAUAUAGCAAUGUACUUUUAAACAAUGUGUUUGGUAACAUCCUACAUAUUAAUAUAAUGUUAAGCAUAAUACGAAUGUUAGCAUUUAUUAUUUAUCAUUUUAUUAAAUAUAAGACAAACAAUGUACAAUUACAGUUCUUUUUAUAUACCUACUUUGUGUAUUUAAGAAUCUACAUACAUAUAUAUAUACAAGUAAUAAAAACUGUAAAUCUGUUAUGCUAAAUUAUUUUAAAGGAUUCGUUUUUAAUUUUUAUAAUAUAGUCUGUAUAUGGAAACAAUCAAUGAGUUCCAAAAAUUAUCCUUAAAAGGGUGAAUGGUCCUUAGGCCAAAGGCCUGGCUUCUUUUUUUUUUUUUUGGAAAUUUUCUUGCUCUCACCUUUUCUCUCAGUCUGUUUAAAUAUAAACUGGCGGUCAAAUUCCACCGUUGCGAGACCCGCCACAUUGAAUUUAAGCUGAAAUAGUUUAUCACUACUGUAAAUGGAAAAGUUCGUAUAUAAGUAUAGUUUACAGCACAGCGUGAAAAUGUAUCUGUUUGUUGCGUUCCACAUGGUUUCCAUGGUAACCAAUUCAUAAAAUAAAUUCUAAUGCAUUUGAUUUUUAAAAUAAAAAAAAAAAAUGUUUACAUACGAUUUUUGUGCUGACGGUACUGUUUCGCUAAAUUAUACAGUUAUAUUGAACUUUCGUGAAGGUUAGAGCAAUAGCAUUUCCAAAAAAAGUUUAUGCUUGUUUUUACUUAAGACCCGACUACGUUGUACGGAUGAUGUUUUAAAUCUAAAUAAUUAAAUAAUGUUUUCUCAUUAGUCCGAGAAAAUAAGUCUUCGAUGAAUAGUCUUUAUACUGCGAUUUACUAAAAUCGCGCUUUAAGUUUUAGUUUUUAAUUUAUGUUCAUUAUCUUUAAACAAACCUUAAGACGGAUAAGUAGCUAAUGCUUAAGCCUUAAUCGAUGGUAAUAUAUCUCGCAAUGAUGAUGAUGUCGUCUUUAACGAUUUCGGCUGCGGCAGCUAAUCUCAAAGGAGACCAGCCAAUUAUGCAGGGCGUAUUGUGCAUAAGUUUGUGCACAAACACAGGUGCACUCUUUAUUCCAUGGCUCUUUUGAUCCAAGUAAAAUACUAUAGUUAUAUAACCGAAAAAGUCAUGGUACAAUACGUGCAUCUUUGUGCCUCAUUUGUGCUUAUAAUAAUUGGACUGUAUUGUGCAAAAAUGUAAUAACCCACAGAACUGUACUUGGUGGUAAGGCUUUGUACAAGAAAAUUGGAUAGGUACAACCCACUCAAUGUAUAUUCAAGUCGUGCUGUGAAAGGUUCCGAUCACGUGGGCUAUUCCGUCCGCCUAACUAUGACGUAAAAUAUAAAAAAAUGUAGAACAUAAAUACGGAGGGAAAAAAAUACAUGUUAAGAUUUAAAAGCCGAAACCAUAUUUAUAAUGACAGUAACCCUGUUAAAUUAAAUAUGUAUUUAACUAUGGUGUUAUGAAUAUUGUUUCCAUCAUCAGCCCAUAUUCGUCCACUGUUGGACAUAGGCUUCUCCAAAUGCACGCCACUGUGGUCUUUCUUCGGCAACUCGCAUCCAGCUCCUGCCAGCCGCCUUGCGCAAAUCGUCACUCCACCGUGCCUGAGGACGUCCUACACUACGUUUGCCGAGACGCGGUGUCCACUUUAGAACACUAGAAUAUUGUUUUAAAGUACUAAAAUUACAAGGGCUGUCUCUUAUAUAUUAACAAUUUUUUCGGAAUCUCUUUGGGUUGGUACAUUUUUGCACAAUACGGUCCAAUUAAUCUCGUGCUCGAAACCUACACUUUUCGGAUAAAAUUGUCUGCCUUAUGUUUGAGUUGAUUAAAGUUUUAUAUAAUGUCGAAGUUAAUCGAUUCAACGAUUCACGAGAAUCGACUAACGUUUCGUUUCCCUAAAGUCAUACCCGAUGAGUUAUAAUAUAUUAUUUGUAAGUGAAAAUUAUGUGUAGUAUAUUAUAUAUCGCGUUUUAUAUAAUAUUGUAUGAAUGUAUCUGUAAUUUGUGUGUUUUUGAACGAAUCGAUUUGUAACUAUUUUGUACAAAAUAAAGUUGAUUCAAUAUUUUCGUUA
Vanessa tameamea is the source of this 4263-nucleotide messenger RNA. Its product is annotated as E3 ubiquitin ligase Rnf121. Gene Ontology annotation, molecular function: ubiquitin protein ligase activity; metal ion binding. The record is from RefSeq and is a predicted model, not a curated record. Gene Ontology annotation, cellular component: endoplasmic reticulum membrane; Golgi membrane. Bases 185 to 1135 code for a protein of 316 amino acids. NCBI's taxonomy places the organism in Eukaryota, Metazoa, Arthropoda, Insecta, Lepidoptera, Nymphalidae. The transcript is spliced from 8 exons.